This is a messenger RNA of Venturia canescens, 1713 nucleotides long. RefSeq lists its product as uncharacterized. The record is from RefSeq and is a predicted model, not a curated record. The transcript is spliced from 2 exons. Lineage: Eukaryota; Metazoa; Arthropoda; Insecta; Hymenoptera; Ichneumonidae. The coding region runs from base 565 to 1236 and encodes 223 amino acids.
AUAAGAUCAAAAACGAGAAAUUGGAAAAGUCUCACAACGGAAACGAAGCCGAGCGAUCCUCGAAUGGCAUUGACCCCAGGAAAAUAUUGGUCGUUGAUAGAAUGCCUGCUAUUUGGAAACGGCUCGAAAGACUUUCUGCUCUCAUCACCGGAAAACCGCUUUAUUGGGCCCAUCGUGGUGAGCCUCUCGUACCAUGAAGGAGGGCUACUUUUAUUGGCACUCGCAGGGAGAAGGGGAAAAGCGUGUCAAAAACUCGCACGUGUUUAUUGGCGGAAGGGGCAAGGGAUAAACGGGAUAGUGGGGGUGACGUAUCAGGCCCCAAGUUGGCUCGAUCGUCACGAGUUGGUGGUGAGACACAUCACGGAAGAUAAAUAAGAAGGACAUGGAAAGAAAAUGUUCUGUAUCGUGGAGUGUCUCGUGUCAUGAAUUCGAUUUAAUCGCUCAUCGUUUAUAAUUAUUUGUUUUAUUCCAUUUUUUAAAGACUCUUUUUAGUUCCUUGACGUUCGUUGCUUCUGUCGAGCGAGUUAUCUUCGACGAAUUACGCUUGGAAAAAAAUAACCAGCCAUGACGAAGUUAGCGCUCUGUGCCUUGAUUUUUGGACUUUUCGUGCUCGCCUCUUCCGCCCCGAACACAACGGACAAUCAAGAACGCGGAAUCCUCGACUGUUUCUUCGAGUCCGAGAGCCUCACGUGCGCGAAAAAUCGUGCCGACACACAAUUAGACGCGAUCGAACAACGAAUCACAGGGAGGUCAGACCCCGUUCCAUUCAGUCGAGUUUUCGAAGAUGCUGGAGCAAUCCUCGUCGAUGGCACCAGGUCACUCCUUGGAGAGACCGACGAAUCUACUACCGAACUCGACGACGAGGAAGAAGACAAGGAAGAGGGCCGCAGUUCGCUUCGUCAACCACGAAAGAAGUUUGGAAAAAAGAAGAAGAAAAUGUUGGCAAAACUGUUGUCUUUCGUGAUGCUGAUAAAAGCGAAAAUCGGUCUGCUCCUUCAGCUCAUUUCCACGCACUUCCAACUGAAAUUCUUCGCUCUGGCUAUCCUCAGUUUGGUCGUAAAUGUAGCACGAUUUUGGAUCGACAUCAAGAAAGACCAUCAUCCUUCGAAAGUCGUGUAUUACGAGCACGCUCAGCAUCAGCAUCAUUACGAUCAUGAAGACGAUCAUGGCGGUUACUGGGGUCGAUCGGAUCUCGAGAAUCCUGCUCAGGAAUUAGCUUAUAACGCUCAUAAAUGAAUUCAAUCGCUCCUUUAAUUAUGAUCAUUCAAUUCGUUACUGUCUCGUUUAUGAGAUUAUUUAUUGCUCCUUCAAAAUCACUUUCUCUCCGGUGAAUUCUUUUGACGAAAGUUUAAUGAACAGAGUGAUCGUUUAUUUGAACGAACGAAUUUUAUUUAUUAGUCGAAAAAAACGACAUCAAUUGUAUCGAUCGAAAUUCGUUUUAUUGGUAAUUUAUUAUUUAUUUUUUCAAAUGGAGCUAAUCGUUGAUCAAUGAUUUUUCGAAUCCAGUCUCAUUUUCUUCAAUCGAUCGUUACAAAUAACAUUUGCUAUGCUCGUCUAACUGUAUAUAAAAAUAAUGUAUUAAGAUUCAACGAGUGUCAUACGAGCACAGUAUUCAAUGGUCUCGUUUAAAACGCCCCGAUUAAAAUUCCGUUAAGCCAAAGUCAAUUUUACACUCGUACCUGCAAACGCUUCAUUUUUUUCUCCGUCAAAAUA